AUGGACGUUGGAGACACGCCUUGUGGUCUGAGUAGUGGUGGUCUGCUGUCGGUCCCCAGUGGGUGUGACACUCGCCUGGAGAGGGCGGCGGCCAGGGCGGCGGAGACGAACAACCUCACCCCCUUGUUGAAGGAGGAACUGCGCCUACAGAUACUCACAAAACGUCACGCUAAAGGCAAAACGGAGAUUGAUAUAGACUUCAAAACGGAACCCAGGUCAUACAAGCUUCGACCAGACGAGAUAGAGAAAAAACGUCGCCGACGGGAACAAAACCGAGUGGCCGCCCAGAAAUGUCGACAGAAGAAGAAGAUAUGCCAGACCUACUUGUUUCUGGAAUAUCAACGACAGCAGCAACGGAAUAAAGAACUCGAGGAACAAGUCAGACAACUGAGAUUUGAAAAGUCCGAACUGGAAGCAUUUGUUCAAGAUCACUUUGCUUCCGGUGCAUGCGCACUGGCUAACCUGGAGGCUGACAUGGGAUUUAAUGGUUGCAGUUUAUCGGACUUCGGUUUUCUAGAGGAUGUUCUCAACCUGCCUGAAGAUUGA
Molecule: messenger RNA, 546 nt
Organism: Gigantopelta aegis
Lineage: Eukaryota; Metazoa; Mollusca; Gastropoda; Neomphalida; Peltospiridae
Product: cyclic AMP-dependent transcription factor ATF-3-like
Exons: 3
Coding region: 1-546 (181 amino acids)
Biological process (GO): regulation of transcription by RNA polymerase II
Cellular component (GO): nucleus
Molecular function (GO): DNA-binding transcription factor activity, RNA polymerase II-specific; RNA polymerase II cis-regulatory region sequence-specific DNA binding
Source: RefSeq, a predicted model, not a curated record